Molecule: messenger RNA, 4960 nt
Organism: Anarrhichthys ocellatus (wolf-eel)
Lineage: Eukaryota; Metazoa; Chordata; Actinopteri; Perciformes; Anarhichadidae
Product: acid-sensing ion channel 1-like
Exons: 10
Coding region: 841-2331 (496 amino acids)
Biological process (GO): sodium ion transmembrane transport
Cellular component (GO): plasma membrane
Molecular function (GO): ligand-gated sodium channel activity
Source: RefSeq, a predicted model, not a curated record
GCUGUGAAACUACAGUAACUCGCAGGUGAACAGUAGCGCGUCAGUCCACCCUCCUCUUCUCUCCUCUUCUCUCCCGUCCACUGCCGCUGCUGCCAGGCAGGCAGACACAAACACGAGCGGAGGAAAAAAAAAGCUCACGACUCUCCACCGACCAGAAUAACCAACCGCCUUGACUCCCAAACACGUUUUUUUUUUUCUUCCUAAUUCCAGAGUGGAGAACAUCUCCUGACUGGACCUGAGAAUCUGCGGAUUUGAAAGGACACGCGUAAAGGCCAGCUACAGAGGAACUCUUAAUAAAUGAGCCGGAGUGUCAAAAAGGAUUCUUUCUCUUUUCGGUCUCCGGGUCUCCUCUUGUUGGCGUGGAGCAAUGGUGCGUGCUUCACUGGACUCGACCAGCGAAUUCGCAGGCUGAUGAAACACUUUGUCAAUCCUCUUUUUCUUUCUUUGCUUUACUGCACCCCCGUGAGAAACCUGCAAACCAUCACCGUAGCGCAGCAGUGAUAGAUCUUCCUAUAGACAUUUGGGUUGUGCGUGCUUUUUCAAUCGCCCUGCUCUCGUGAAAUGCAUCACUUCUGCUCGCGAUUCCCGCCCGUCUGACUUUAGUUUUUCAUAAAAGAGUGGCGGAUGAUCAAAAUGUUUCUCCAUCUGUCUGCGUGAGGGAUGGCGACCAAACCGCGCCAAGUCCAAGAGUGGUUAUCUUCACGUUCGCACAUGUUCGGAUGGAUAAUGACAGCUUAUGCCACAGGUGAAUGAAUAUCGGCUCGGUUUCUCUCAGCAGCGAGUGUUUUGAAGCUGUUUUUGCGACUCUGGCAUUCAGAUCGAGCUUGUUGCACGGUGACGAUGGAUCUCAAAGUGGAAACCGAAGAAAUGGACACAAAUCAACCUCCACCCAUCGAAGUUUUUGCGCACAGCUCGACUCUGCACGGGAUCUCUCACAUUUUUACAUACGAGCGGUUCUGCGUCAAACGCUGCCUGUGGGUCGUGUUUUUCUUGGGGUCUCUGACCUUCUUGCUGUUCGUGUGCGUGGACCGGAUCCACUUCUACCUCGAGUACCCGCACGUCACCAAACUGGAUGAGGUCACGACCCCGAUCAUGACGUUCCCCGCGGUCACCUUUUGCAACCUGAACGCGUUUCGGUUCAGCCGGGUGUCGCGCAAUGACCUGUACCACGCAGGGGAGCUGCUGGCCCUGCUCAACCAGAGGUAUGAGAUCAGGGACAUACAUCUUGUGGAGGAGAGUGUCCUGGAGAGCCUAAAGGUUAAAGCCGAUUUUCAUAAUUUCAAACCGCGACCCUUCAACAUGCGGGAAUUCUACGACCGAACCGGCCACGACAUCAACGACAUGCUGCUGGCCUGCCACUUCCACGGCACUGAGUGCAGAGCGGAGGACUUCAAAGUGGUCUUCACUCGCUACGGGAAGUGUUACACCUUUAACGCCGGCGGUGAUGGACGCCCUGCUCUCUUCACCACCAAGGGAGGUAUGGGUAACGGACUGGAGGUCAUGCUGGACAUUCAGCAGGAUGAAUACCUGCCUAUCUGGGGAGAAACAGAUGAGACUUCAUUUGAAGCCGGCGUCAAAGUUCAGAUCCACAGUCAGGACGAGCCGUCCUUCAUUGACCAGCUCGGCUUUGGCGUGGCACCCGGCUUUCAGACGUUUGUUUCCUGUCAGGAGCAGAGGCUGAUAUAUCUUCCUCCUCCUUGGGGAGACUGUAAGGUGACGGCGAUGGAUUCAGACUUCUUUGACAGUUACAGCAUCACAGCCUGUCGCAUCGACUGCGAAACUCGCUACCUGGUGGACAACUGCAACUGUCGCAUGGUGCACAUGCCCGGCGAUGCUCCCUACUGCACCCCCGAGCUGUACAAAGAAUGUGCUGACCCAGCUCUUGACUUCCUGGUGGAGAGAGACAAUGAUUUCUGUGUGUGUGAGACGCCGUGCAACAUGACCAGAUACAGCAAAGAGCUGUCCUUCGUCAAGAUCCCCAGCAAGGCCUCCGCUAAAUAUCUGGCAAAGAAAUACAACAAAUCUGAGCAGUAUAUUAAAGAGAAUAUUCUGGUUUUAGACAUCUUUUUUGAGGCUCUCAACUAUGAAACUAUUGAACAGAAGAAAGCUUAUGAAGUGGCUGGACUUUUAGGUGAUAUCGGUGGUCAGAUGGGACUUUUUAUUGGAGCAAGCAUACUCACCAUUCUGGAGAUAUUUGAUUACCUUUAUGAGGUAAUAAAGUACAAGUUGUGCCGCUGCUCCGAUAAGAAGCACAAGCACAACAACAACAACGACCAGGGAACGGUCUUGAGCUUGGACGAUGUAAAGUGUCACGUCAGUAACUUUCAUUAGGCUCCUGCAGACGCGAGGAGGAGGAGGAGGGGGCCCGCUGUGCUCUCUUGUCUCCGAGCCGUCUCGUGGACUUUGUUCAUUGCAGUUUUCUUUCCAGACUGCAGGAGCGACCAGAGGAAGGUGUCUUAACUGUGCCUGGUAAGGUUUGUACGUAUAUACAACAUGUGGCUGAAGGGAGGAGAAGCCACACGGACGGCAGGACAGCAGAAACCAGAGAUCCGAUAUGUUGUGAUGGAUUAAAAAAAAAGUCAGACUAACUGCAUGGUCAUCUGUAAACAGCUUCUCAAGACGUAGUAUCAGAUAUGGGGGCAUGAACCGAGCUGAGGUUCGUACGUGUUCAGUGAAUCAGCAUUAGAAAUCCCAGCUGUGUGGUGGUGUUUGUCAUCUGUCAAUCUGAAGGAGCUCUUUGUAAAAUAAUUGAUGGGACAGGUUUGUUUUCACUUACAAGUAGUGUUUCUUUAUUAUUAUUCUAAGUUUUUUUUUAGGUAUUUGCAUGUCAGUGCUGAACAUUCUUUACUUUUUUUCCUUUGGCUUUUGCUUUCAUUGCUCUUGUUCCUCUUUCUUUCCACCAACUUUCCAUUUUUAUAUGCAUGUCAUCCAACCUUAUGUUAUGCCCGACGUCUUCCCUCGUUAAAACCUGAGCAUUUUUGCCAAUAUACUGUACUACCUCAUCUUGCAGGGCGACAGCGCCCUUAAGAAUUUACAAGCCAAGCAAAUUAAUAAUAAAAAGGUGAUUUCCGUGUAUAGAAAAGAGCAGAACAGGUUGAAAAAAAGGAAUCAGGCCUUAAGGCGAGUCCAUGCGACAUUUGCUGAGCAGUCUUUUUAACAGAAGACAUUUUGACUUGUCACAGUAAGAAAAUCAAAGGUGUAAAUGCAGCAGUGUCUAACUCAAGUUUGCCAAUAUUAGCUACCAUUAGCUACCAUAAGCUACUAUUCACAUCAGAACAAGUAAACCUAGAAGCCGCAAAAUCCCUGACCGCACUGAACUGAAUUGAGAAUAGUUAGACUUUUAGGAAAUAAGCUUAUUUGCAGAGAGUUAGAUGAGAAGAGUGAUACUGUAAAAUAUGACAUGACAGCCAGGAGCUGGUUAGCUUAGCUUAGCACAGAGAGUGGAAACAGGUGGGUAGCAACAAAUGACAACAACCUAUAAGCCCUAACCCAUAAAACCACGUGUGUCGUUUUUGCUGUAAUUGAAAUUGUUACCUUUGGACAGAGCCAGGCUAGCUGUUUCCAGUCAUUAUGCUAAGCUAAGCUAACUGGCUGCUGGCUGUAAACAUUCUCCACUCGAGAACUAAACCCAUUUUUUCCCCAUAAUGCUGAACUUUUGCUUUUAAACACUUUUAGUAUUUUGAAGAACAUACGGUAAAAUUAGGGAAAACAAGUAUUUUAACAUGAAAAAGAGACAGUUGGAUACACAGCCACAAAAUGAAAUGGUGUACAACCAGGUGCUACUUACUGUAUGAUUUGCCUUCAAAAUUCCCUUUCAAUGACAAUCACUGUAUACGUUUAGAGAAAUUUAAAACGCGUAAAAACCGACAUUAAUCGAAGGCAGUGUCUUACAUUUUUACAUGUAGAUGCUGUUCAUCACAUUUAAGGGAAUUUACCUUCGAUGUUUGUUAAGUUAACAUGGCAAGAAAAAAUGAAUCAGUAUAAAUAUGUUGAAUGUGUUUUGCCAUCUUCUAGGGCUCUGAGUUGCAUGUAGCACUGUACAGUAGGCGUCUUAAAUGUGGUCCAUCAACGAACAGGUUUAUCUGCAGUUUACGUCAUCAUCUGUCAGUGUGUUUGGUUGGAUAUGGAUAUUUUUUUGAAUUUGUGUGUGUGUUUUUUAACAACGUUGCCCGCCGUCUGCGGCAGAUUCAGAAGCUGAAAAAGGAAAAAUUGAAAAUGCUGCCCUCGUAUCCAAAACACCGUAUCUGUCAUCAGUUAGUAAACAUGUGGGCUCUGGCGGUGCAUGUUCAAUACUGUGUCUAUUCUAACUCUGUUUACAAAAAUCAAACAAUAUUCUGUUGCCGUUAAUUUACUUGCACUCAUUCCCAUUGAGUUCUGUGUUUUCUUAACAGGAAAUGGGAAAUGUAUAGAGUACAGUGUAUCAAGCACAAUCAUACCAUCAACCGCAGUGUAAUGUAAAUAUUGGAUAAUAAUCUCAUUGUAAUUACGAUCGUCUGAUCUGUGUAACGUUGUACUUGUUGUAUUUAUUUAAUCUAGACUAUUGCGUGUCUCUUUUUCUGUGUACAUAUAUGAUUGUAGGUUUAUUUAUGAGAAGUAUAUUUAUCAAAUAUUAAAGUAUCAGGCUAUUUCUAUUCCUUUUGUUUGUAUUGCUACGGUCACAGCUGCUUCAAAUGUAUCAUCAGUAAAUAAAGAUGAACAGCUGGGUUGUUGUUGUCAAGCGGCCACUGCAUGAGGUCAUGCAUCUCAAUACAAGUCCGAGUAUUAAAGAUUGAUUAUUUUAGUCUGGUGAUGUAUAAAAUGCAAUGGCCUUGAAGCAGUUGUUAUAUUAAAGAUGAAAUGCUAACUAUGCGUUUCUUUUCAGUGGAUAGAAUUUUCUGUUCAUUCUGAUCAAGAUCCAUCAGUUUGUUCAGACAUUCAUGGUUCCCAGAUGAUGUACUGUGAUUACUUUGGUGAUCCUCUG